CACUGAAAAAUCUCAAUUUUGGGGGGAUUUGAGGCGAUUUCAUCACUUGGCCGCUGCCCAGAGGGGAAGGAAAAUUCCAAAUUCGCUGAGUCAGCAGCUCCAGCUGCAGCCCCGGCCACGCUCGGGGCAAAACUCCCCAAAUUUGGGCAAAAAUCCCAAAAUUUGGGCAAAACUCCCAUUUUUUUUGGCAAAACUCCCAAUUUUUGGAGCAAAACCCCCAAUUUUUGGAGUAAAAAUCUCAAAUUUUGGACAAAAACCCCCCAGAUUUGGGGUCAAAUCUUAGCAAAUUUCCAGAUUUCGGUUCAAAAAUCCCAAAUUUCGAAGAAAUCCCAGAAUUUCGGGGUGAAAUUUUAGGAUUUUGGCGCAGGCGCAUGUGAAGGAUGCUGCGGCAGGGCCGCCGGGCGCUGCUGGCCGCGGCGCUGUUCCUGGCCUGGCACGGGCUGCUGCUGCUGUUCCUGUGGGGCCGCCCGGGGGCGCCGCCGAGCGCGCGGCUCCGCGCCGAGGCCGCUGCAGGGGAGGGGGCGCGGCUGCUGCCGGCGCAGCUGCUGCGGCUGGCGCAGGACGCCGAGGCCGAGCUGCGGCUGCAGCGCGACCUGCUGCUGCAGAUCCAGCGCCUGCGCCGCCACAAACCGCCGCCCAAACCCACCCAAAAACCCACCCAAAAACCGCCCAAACCCACCCAGAACACCCCCCGGCCCGCCGAGCCGCCGGUGAUCCCGGUGCUGGUGCUGGCCUGCGACCGCAGCUCGGUGCGGCGCUGCCUGGAUAAAAUCCUGCGCUACCGGCCCAGCGCGCGGCGCUUCCCGGUCAUCGUCUCGCAGGACUGCGGCCACGCCGAGACGGCCGCGGUCAUCGCCUCCUACGGCGCCGCCGUGGCGCACAUCCGCCAGCCCGACCUCAGCGACGUGCCGGUGCCGCCGGAGCACCGAAAGUUCCAGGGCUACUACCGAAUCUCCCGGCACUACCGCUGGGCGCUGGGCCAGGUGUUCCGCACCUUCCGCUACCGCGCCGCCAUCGUGGUGGAGGACGACUUGGAGGUGGCGCCAGAUUUCUUCGAGUAUUUCCAGGCGGUUUUGCCGCUGCUGGAGGAGGAUCCCACGCUCUGGUGCGCCUCGGCGUGGAACGACAACGGCAAGGAGGGUCUGGUGGACGCCGGGCGCGCCGAGCUCCUGUACCGCACCGAUUUCUUCCCCGGCUUGGGCUGGCUGCUGCUGGCCGAGCUGUGGGACGAGCUGGAGCCCAAAUGGCCGCCGGCGUUUUGGGACGAUUGGAUGAGGCGGCCGGAGCAGCGGCGCGGCCGCGCCUGCGUCCGGCCGGAGGUGUCCAGGACGAUGACCUUCGGCCGCAAGGGCGUCAGCCACGGCCAGUUCUUCGACCAGUACCUAAAAUUCAUCAAACUCAACGACCGCUUCGUGCCUUUCACCCAACUGGACCUUUCUUACCUCAAGCGCGAGGCCUACGAGCGCUCCUUCCUGCCGCAGGUCUACGGCGCGCCCGAGAUCCGCCUGGAGCAGCUGCAGGAGGAGCCGGCGCCGGGCCCGGGCCCCGUGCGGCUCCAGUACCGCGGCCGCGACUCCUUCAAGGCCUUGGCCAAAGCCUUGGGCUUGAUGGACGACCUCAAAUCCGGCGUCCCCCGCGGCGGCUACCGCGGCGUGGUCAGCCUGGUGUGCCGCGGCCGCCGCGUCUUCCUGGCGCCGCCCUCGGACUGGACGGGCUACGACCCCUCCUGGAGCUGAGCGGGGUUUUUUGGGGGAGUUCCGGUGGUUUUAUGGGUUUUUUUGGGGGGGAUUUCAUUGGAUUUGUUGUUUUUCCUUCGGGGGGAGUUUUGCAGAAUAAAAAAAAAAUGAGAAACGCUGCGGGGGAUGAUAGGCAUUGUCCCAUCUGAGUUCUGCGUCAACGCCCUUCCCAUCGGGUUAAAAAUCGGUUAAAUUGGGUAAAUUCCAGUGGUUGAAAAGCAUUUUUCAGGGCUAAAUUUGGCGUUCUUUUUGGGGGGUUUUUGCAGGAUAAAAAGGUGAGAAAUGCUGCAAGGGAGUAGGGGCGUUCUCCCCUCUGAAUUCUGUGUCCCCAUCAAGUUAAAGAUGGGUAAAAUUGGUUAAAUUCCAGUGGUUGAAACGCGGCUUUCAGGGCUAAAUUUGGAUUUUUUUUUGGGGAGGCUCGUGGGGUUCUCAGGAGUCGGACACGGGGCAGGAAUUUUCCAGAAUAAAAGGCUAAAAACUGGGGGAUUCUCCCCACAAAA
This is a messenger RNA of Taeniopygia guttata (zebra finch), 2236 nucleotides long. RefSeq names its product alpha-1,3-mannosyl-glycoprotein 2-beta-N-acetylglucosaminyltransferase (gene MGAT1). Gene Ontology annotation, biological process: protein N-linked glycosylation. Lineage: Eukaryota; Metazoa; Chordata; Aves; Passeriformes; Estrildidae. Gene Ontology annotation, molecular function: alpha-1,3-mannosylglycoprotein 2-beta-N-acetylglucosaminyltransferase activity. Gene Ontology annotation, cellular component: Golgi apparatus. The record is from RefSeq and is a predicted model, not a curated record.